UACAACUAUCCAGUGUUGUAGGCAUCGAGACGUCAACAAGAGAGUGGUCGCGAACUGAUGCUGUGCUAUCCGGAGACUAGUUACACCGUUACAACGCAUUUCAAAGGUUAUUACUUUGUAUCAACUACGCCCGUCUUGCAUCAAGAUGUUUGGCUUUCACAAGCCGAAGAUGUACAGGAGUUUAGACGGCUGUUGCAUCUGCCGCGCCAAGUCUUCCAGCUCGCGCUUUACCGACAGUAAGCGGUACGAAAAGGACUUCACGAGCUGCUUUGGACUGUGCGAAACUCGGACUGGAGAGAUUUGUAACGCCUGUGUUCUACUGGUGAAGCGAUGGAAGAAACUGCCCACUGGGUCCAAGAAGAACUGGAAUCAUGUGGUUGAUGCACGAGGUGGGCCCAGUCUGAAGCUGUCCUCCAGACCAAAGAAGAUCAAGCCUCUGUCCAAGCGUGCGAGGCCAAGCCAGAUCAGCCGGCUGCAGAAAGAGUUGAAGAGAAUCAACUCUGAUGCCCACAGCACCACAUCCAGCAUGUCCCCGGCCCAGUCCCCCAGCUACAGCCCGUCUGACGAAGGCUCAGACGCUGAGCUCUCUCCUGGCUCCAGCCGCUCACCCGUCUUCUCGUUCCUGGACCUCACAUACUGGAAGAGGCAGAGGGUGUGCUGUGGGAUCAUCUACAAGGGCCGCUUUGGGGAGGUGCUGAUCGACCCCCACCUCUUUAAACCCUGCUGCCGUAGAAAGCAGCAGGAGCAGCAGCAGGAGGCUGAGGAGGAGGAUGGCUAUGAUGAAGAGGAGGAGGAGGAAGAGGUGGAGGUGGGGGAGGAAGGGGAGGUGCUGGAGGAACAGGUUGAGGAGGAGGAGGUGGGAAGAGAGAAGCUCCAGGUGCUGGAGGAGCCGGUUGAGGAGGAGCUGAGAGGGGAGGAGCUGAGAGGGGAGGAGCUUCCAGAGGAGAAGGAGCAGCCGCAGCAGGACCUCUUCACUCAGGAACAGGUCACCAUGGCAACGCUCCAGACCAUAAAGCAGCAGGAGCAGUGGAGGGGUCCUGGAGACGGGCAGCUGAAAUAGUUUGGGAGUUUUGUGUGUGUUUUGUUAGUGCUCUUUCUGUUUGUGUGUUUUGUUAGUACUCUUUCUGUUUGUGUGUUUUGUUAGUGCUCUUUCUGUUUGUUUGUGUUUUGUAACUUGUGAACCGAUGAGCCAUAUGGAGUCCUGUUUUCUCCCCUCUAUGGUUGUUGUAUUUAAUACCCUACAUGUUCAUCACAGCCCUCAAGGUGUUCCCCUUAGUAUGAAAAUGCUGGACUUGUCAUUGGUUGGAAAUAUACAGCUGUAUUUUAUUUUUACGUUUUAUACUUUUACAUUUCACUUACAGCAUAUAUUUAUCUAUCUUGUACAUAAUUCUAAUGACCUGUAUAUAUUUGUAUUUUGGUCCCAGUUUAAACAAGCAAGGCCUAUUCACAGCACCAACAAUUUUACCAGCCUUAAUGUGGAGUGACAGGCAACACUAGUAGUCAGUAUGUUGGCAGGAUAAGCAAUAACACGUCUAUGAGCCUCACAUACAGUAUGGUAUAUUUUGCAUGAACGAUGAAAAGGCCUUCUCAUCGAGGGUAAACUAUCCCCUCAGAAGCAUGAAUUGAAUCUGUUGCAUGGCCUUAAUAGGAAAUGUCUUUUUGUAUAUUGGUAUUUUACCUAUCAGACUCCACGACUCUGAAACUACAAAGUAUUUUUUUUAAAGAAAGAAAAAUGAAAAAAAUGUUCAGUUCCACAAACACAGCAAAACAGCUUAAAACACAUAACUCAACCUGCUGUUUCUCUCCAGACUUCCUUCUCUCUGAGCUUAAAACUGUGAAAGAACCUUUUCACUUUUUCUUAUUAUAUAAGUGCUUCAAAUUUCAAUAGAGGUUUUUGUUGGUACACAUGCAUAAUAAUGAAUGUGCACUCAGCAACUUUACAUUCAUAAUUUUGUAAAAAUAUGUAAUAGCUUCAGUGUGAAAUGUUCAAUCAUUGUCUCUUCACAAAGAGCACUGCAAGGGUGUCACUAUAUACUAAGUUAUCAAACAGAAGCCAAAGCACACUUAAAUUCACCCAUUUCAAAUCAAUACAGUUUCUAUGGACGGUUGAAAGAUUUUGCACUUAGUCUGUAAUUUUCUGUGUAUGUUAUGAUAGGCCUGCCGGACAGAAAGAAAAUAACACUACAAUGGCAUAUUAUGUUUUAUUUAACUCAUCCAUACAAGACGAGAUGUGGAAGGAUUUUGUAAAUACACAGGGUGGAUCAUUUCCUUGAAGAAGUUAGUUUUUUCUCUUAUUUAUUUUAUAUUUAUUUGUAUCUCAGCAUCUUUGCCGUUUAACUGAUUGCUUCUUAGUUGGUUAAAUAGCCUGUUAUGGAUUUUUUAUAAACAAUUUUGUAUUUCAGUGAAUUAGAUUGAAUGUAAUUUUCAAGCAAACAUUCUUCAGUCAUGCCUUCACUUAUGCUCUCUCAGUAUUUCUGCAACAUUGUUAUUUAUUUUCUGCUCCUUCAGUUGUGUAACUUAUUGUUAUAGCUUCAGUUGAAUUUAUCAUGUUAACACGCCCAGCCUGUUAAAUGAUGAUGUCAGUGAUCCGUCAAAAGAUCAAACUUUACUUCAAUGUUUCCUAAUCCUUGUGAUGCUAUUAUCCAUAUGAAUUAUUCAAUGGAAUAGUUAAAUGUAGCUUUAGUACAUGCAUGUAUUGUAGCUAUGCAUUUGCAUUUUUUAAGAUAAGCUAGUAGGCUACAUAAUACAUUUUGGUAUUUUUUUCAUACAUAAUGUCGUUUUUUUUUCCUUAAAUAAAAGUGUCUUUUGUGA
Messenger RNA from Osmerus eperlanus (European smelt), 2811 nucleotides. RefSeq names its product SIN3-HDAC complex-associated factor-like. The record is from RefSeq and is a predicted model, not a curated record. NCBI's taxonomy places the organism in Eukaryota, Metazoa, Chordata, Actinopteri, Osmeriformes, Osmeridae. The transcript has 6 exons. Bases 146 to 1060 code for a protein of 304 amino acids. Gene Ontology annotation, biological process: negative regulation of cell migration. Gene Ontology annotation, cellular component: Sin3-type complex.